AUGGCGUUAUCUACGCUCACGACAUUUAUGGCUUUAUGGACACGGGGUUUUCGAACUUCUAACCUCUAAUAAUUUAAAUUAUUAUUUUGCAACAAUUUUAGAAAUUGUAGAAAAAAUAUUUAAAUAUGGCCGGAGGAAAAAACAGUCAAAGUGGAUUUCAGCCGGAUUCUGAUGUUCAUAUCACUUACGAAGAGCAACAAAAAAUUAAUAAAUUUGCAAGGCAAAAUGCAAAGUUAGAAGAUUAUAAAGAAGAACUUAAAGUCAAGCAGAAUGAAUUGAAAAACUUGGAGGAUGCUUUCGAUGAAUUGACUCUUAUGGAUGAUGAUGCAAAAAUACCAUAUUACAUUGGAGAAGUAUUUGUCCAUCAAUGUCUUGAAAAAACACAGAAUUGUUUGGAGGAGGCUAAAAAUAAGAAAAAAACAGAAAUUGCAAAUUUAGAAGGCAAAUGUGCAGAAUUGAAGGGUAUCAUGAGCGAAUUAAAAACACAAUUAUAUGCAAAGUUUGGUAGUCGUAUAAAUUUGGAAUCAGAAGAUUUGGAAUAAUCUUCAAUGAUGCAUUUAUUAUUAUUAUUACACGUUAUAUUUAAUGUAGUAUUAAAGAAAU
Messenger RNA from Nylanderia fulva, 603 nucleotides. It is a transcript of the gene Pfdn4, whose product is annotated as prefoldin subunit 4. Lineage: Eukaryota; Metazoa; Arthropoda; Insecta; Hymenoptera; Formicidae. Gene Ontology annotation, cellular component: cytoplasm; prefoldin complex. The record is from RefSeq and is a predicted model, not a curated record. Gene Ontology annotation, biological process: protein folding.